AUGAAGGUACAGCUUGAGCCUCUUAUUUCUGAGCUACAAGCCGACUCAAAUAUCAGCUUCCAUUUUACCCAGGGAAGCAACCCCGUCAAUAUGCCAAGGCAAUUCGAAGGCUUCACUGGCCCACCUCCCAACUUUACCUUCAUUGAGUGCGACUUGGAAGCGAAUGCUCGCAUUAUGAGUGCAAUAGAUGCACGGGGAGAUCCAGAGGACACAAUGAGAAUAUGGCAAGCUUCACCCGGCAGUUAUGGAGGCAGGGAUAUCACCCCAGUACUCUCCCGGCUCCUUGAGCAAAUAGAUCAAGACAAUGACAUCGAAGGUAUCAUCGGGUACUCCGAAGGUGCCGGGGUUGCUGCCUCACUCAUUGUGGAGGAGAGCAAGAGAAUGGAGUUGUUUGGACGAAUCCCUCGCCUCAAAAGUGCCAUUUUCAUUGCAGGCUUACCACCAAUGGACUCGGGCACUGGUCGCUUUCUCUUACGUGAUGAAGUUGGCUACCUUAUCAAAAUUCCAACAUGCCAUAUUGUUGGAACACAAGAUACAAUGAUCUGCGGGGCUAUGGCCUUGUACAAUGUGUGCGACUGUGAUACGGCGGACCUUUUUGAUCACGGUGGUGGGCAUAGUAUUCCCCGUGACUCUCAGACAUUGAAAGAGCUUGCCACCACCAUUCAAUCUAUGAUUGCUUCUGUCUAA
Penicillium taxi is the source of this 687-nucleotide messenger RNA. RefSeq lists its product as uncharacterized. The transcript is spliced from 2 exons. The coding region runs from base 1 to 687 and encodes 228 amino acids. The record is from RefSeq and is a predicted model, not a curated record. NCBI's taxonomy places the organism in Eukaryota, Fungi, Ascomycota, Eurotiomycetes, Eurotiales, Aspergillaceae. Gene Ontology annotation, cellular component: cytoplasm; nucleus.